GAGGUAAGUAUCGCUCAAAAUAAUUCGAUAAAAAAUUGUAUUUUUUUCUAUUUGAAGAUAGAGAAUUGUUAUUAUAUUUUUAAGAAUCCGUAAUAUUUUAGUAAAAUAGCAUAUUUUCAUUUUUCCAAGCUUAUAUUAUAUACGUGUAAGCUGGCUAGAAAAUGAUUUGAGGUUAUGGCGCCACGUGGCGUGGUUUUAUGAAGCGGUCCUUAAAUCUCCGUACGGUAUCCCUACACACUUCACGAUGGGUAGGGAGGACAAGGCAUCCUGGAAGGCGGGUUACUUCAGCAAACUCAUUCAACUUUUAGAUGACUAUCCGAAAUGCUUUAUUGUGGGCGCGGACAAUGUCGGAUCAAAGCAGAUGCAACAGAUCCGUAUGUCUCUGCGAGGCACUGCUGUGGUUCUCAUGGGUAAGAACACCAUGAUGAGAAAAGCCAUCAAGGGGCAUAUCGAACGUAAUGCUGCUUUGGAGAAGCUGUUACCACAUAUCCGUGGUAACGUUGGUUUUGUCUUCACACGGGGAGAUCUCGUUGAAGUCAGGGACAAGCUUCUGGAGAACAAAGUUCGUGCUCCUGCCAGAGCUGGUGCAAUUGCCCCAUUGAGUGUCAUCAUCCCAGCCCAGAACACCGGUUUGGGUCCUGAGAAAACUUCCUUCUUCCAGGCUCUGAGUAUCCCAACCAAGAUUUCCAAGGGUACUAUUGAAAUCAUCAACGAUGUCCACAUCUUGAAACCAGGUGACAAAGUUGGAGCUUCAGAAGCAACUCUUCUGAACAUGUUGAACAUCUCUCCGUUCUCAUACGGUUUGAUCGUUGAACAAGUCUACGAUUCUGGCACCAUCUUUGCUCCUGAAAUUCUGGACAUCAAACCAGAAGACCUUCGCGAGAAGUUCAUGGCUGGAGUCGCCAACCUGGCUUCCGUCUGUUUGGCUAUUGGCUACCCAACUGUUGCCAGUGCUCCUCACAGCAUUGCUUACGGAUUCAAGAAUCUGUUGGCUAUCGCUGCCGUCACCGAGGUUGAGUUCGCUGAAGCGGCCACCAUUAAGGAGUACAUCAAGGACCCCAGUAAGUUCGCUGCUGCUGCUGCCGCUGCCGCUCCCGCUGCUGCUGCUGCUGCCCCAGCUGCCGAGAAGAAGGAAGAGAAGAAAGAGGAAUCCGAGGACGAGGAUGAGGACAUGGGCUUCGGUCUUUUCGACUAAACAUCUAAUUGACAACAUUGCCUGGCUCCGAAAAUACGUUAUCUGCUACUGAUGCUUUUCACUGACGUCCGAAUAAAGUACCAGGAUUGAUACCUAAAAAACUA
This is a messenger RNA of Nasonia vitripennis (jewel wasp), 1299 nucleotides long. It is a transcript of the gene RpLP0, whose product is annotated as 60S acidic ribosomal protein P0. Bases 245 to 1195 code for a protein of 316 amino acids. NCBI's taxonomy places the organism in Eukaryota, Metazoa, Arthropoda, Insecta, Hymenoptera, Pteromalidae. The transcript has 5 exons. Gene Ontology annotation, biological process: ribosomal large subunit assembly; ribosome biogenesis; cytoplasmic translation. The record is from RefSeq and is a predicted model, not a curated record. Gene Ontology annotation, cellular component: cytosolic large ribosomal subunit. Gene Ontology annotation, molecular function: structural constituent of ribosome; large ribosomal subunit rRNA binding.